Messenger RNA from Nicrophorus vespilloides, 935 nucleotides. RefSeq names its product putative defense protein 3. Gene Ontology annotation, molecular function: oxidoreductase activity, acting on metal ions. Bases 179 to 661 code for a protein of 160 amino acids. NCBI's taxonomy places the organism in Eukaryota, Metazoa, Arthropoda, Insecta, Coleoptera, Silphidae. The transcript is spliced from 3 exons. The record is from RefSeq and is a predicted model, not a curated record.
CUCGGCUUACAUCAAUUGGUAAUAACCAGUCAAUCAUAUGUUGUUAUACUACUCCACUAUAUGGGAUAUUGUUAUAUCAUCAGAGCUGCGGUGAAAGUGGUUUUUGUUGGUGGAGUUUUCGCGUUUUGCUGCGGCUCCGAUUCGGUAUCAGUUGUCGAGAAGAGUUAUCCUGGUCAAGAUGGGCAGAGCUCUGGUAUUCGUGAUCCUCGGUGUAGUCGGUUUGAUAGAGGCCUUCCCCGACGGGGCACCAGUCGAUGCCUGCGUCCGUCCGAACCACGCGAACGAACCGAACCACGGACGUUUCUCGCCGCAAUCUGCAGGAACGAACCCUUAUCAAGUCAUUGCAUCCAGCGACACUUACGGUCCUGGAGCACAGAUCACAGUCACCAUCCAUGGACACGAUACGUUCAAAGGAUUCCUCAUUCAGGCUAGGGAUGCAUCCACGAACGAAUGGAUCGGAAGCUGGUUGGAAGUGCCCAACACGAAGAUACAUCCGGAGUGCAGUGCCAUCACUCACGCAGAUCCCAAAGACAAGCAGCAGGCCGUUCUCGUCUGGCAGGCGCCGCAGACGGCUCACGGUGGUCACGUCUACUUCACGGGUACCGUGCUGAAGAGUUACAGCACCUUCUGGUCCGGAGUUAUCAGCAAAGUGGGCGCCUAAUUUACAUAUUUUUUUUGUACGUUAUAUCCUUAAUUAGUCUUAAGCAUACAUCCCAUUAACCGCAGAAAGGUGCAGACCGUAAACACGCAAAUAUUGAUCAACCACGGCCGUCGUCGUCGUAGUCGACGUUGUCAUCAUCAUCGCAGACAAUAACAAAAAUCUGUUGUUUGUAUGCAUUUCAACAAACCGCAUUUCCAUAAUUAUACACAACGUUGUUAUUUAUUUCCAUUUUACAAAAAAAAAAUAUACGUUAAUUAAAAAAAGCACAAUAAUU